Molecule: messenger RNA, 942 nt
Organism: Mycena indigotica
Lineage: Eukaryota; Fungi; Basidiomycota; Agaricomycetes; Agaricales; Mycenaceae
Exons: 2
Coding region: 1-942 (313 amino acids)
Biological process (GO): protein prenylation
Cellular component (GO): cytoplasm
Molecular function (GO): protein prenyltransferase activity
Source: RefSeq, a predicted model, not a curated record
AUGGCCGACGCUGGUGCGCAACUGGUACAAUCGUUGGGUCGUAUCCUACAAUCUACUCUAGUUUCAAUCGAGAUUGUGCCAGGGGACCCCGAAACUUGGGGCGCUUCAAAUACUGAAGGUUUUCUGUUAUCGCAGUCUCCGGAGGGCCAAAAUCUAGGCGUUUUCCAGAAGCACCUUUAUAGCAUAUAUCCGACUGCAGUCUCUAUGUUGAAAACAAGCGCUCACAACGCCUCAGCAGUCAUUCUCCUUGCUAAUCCUGCUCACCAAACUGCCUGGAAUGCGCGUAAACAUCUAGUUCUCCAGUCGGAGCCGCACUUUGCUGAGUCGGAACUGCUGUUCUCUGAGCGUCUUAUGCCGAGCUCAAAGCCUGCUGCCAAAGAGUCCAUCGCAUGGGCCUAUCGACGUUGGUUACUUCACUAUAUCUAUGGUGCCACUGCCCUUCCUGUAAAACGUGUCGAAUCAGAGUUCUUGCUCGUCUCAAAAUGCUGCGAACUCUAUCCCCGCAAUUAUUUCGCGUGGUCGCACCACUAUUUUACCGUCGACUGUCUUGUUACAGCUCUCGAUGCUGACCACAACCUUGACUCUCCCUAUAUUGGUGUCCUGCUUGGAAGAGCUCAUAGUCUUCGUCGAUGGAUCGAGACCCACGUCUCUGAUUUCUCCGCCAUGGAUCAGUACUGCAAACUGUUAUCUCGAGUCAAUUCUCUCUCGUAUUAUCGUCACGCAUUCUCAGCGCUAUUGGACCCCCCUACCCACCUUCACCACACCAUUGAACUCAUACAAACUUAUCCCAAUGAAUCCUUAUGGAUGUUCCUCCGAGCUCUUUUAAUCGUUUUCCCACAACUGGUUGAAUCUGCUGUUUCCCUCACCUCAGACUUUGAAAGCGUGCACAGAGACAGAUUCGCUCGAUGGGUCCAGCGUAUUAUACCAGGUGUUGUGUUGUAG